This is a messenger RNA of Protomyces lactucae-debilis, 1228 nucleotides long. RefSeq names its product putative voltage-gated potassium channel subunit beta. The record is from RefSeq and is a predicted model, not a curated record. The transcript has 2 exons. Lineage: Eukaryota; Fungi; Ascomycota; Taphrinomycetes; Taphrinales; Protomycetaceae. The coding region runs from base 64 to 1158 and encodes 364 amino acids.
GUAUACUUAAACCUGCACUUCUAGUCUACAACCAAAUACCAUUAGAAGUAAUCGUAUUACAAGAUGAGCUCCUCCACUAAGCGUUUUGACCCCAAGAACAUGCUCUUCCGUUUCCUCGGAGACACAGGCCUCAAGGUCUCUGUGCUCUCUCUGGGCGGCUGGCUCACGUACGGCAGUGACGAUGGUGUUGCAGAGGUAGAGCAAACCAGGAAAUGCCUCGAAGAGGCAUGGAGUCACGGCAUCAAUUUUUUCGAUACUGCUGAAAUCUACGCAGAAGGUCAGUCAGAAGUCAUCAUGGGCCGUGCGCUCAAGGAGGCCAACUUCCACAGGACAGAUUAUGUCUUGAGUACCAAGUUGCAUUUUGGUACAACGAACCAGUUUCCCAACAACCACGGCUUGUCUCGCAAGCACAUCAUUGAAGGUAUGACUGGUUCCCUGGAACGUCUCGGACUCGACUAUGUCGAUGUUGUGUUUUGCCACCGAGCAGAUUUCUGGUGCACACCUAUGGAAGAGACGGUGCGUGCCAUGAACUACCUCAUUGAGCAAGGCAAGACCUUCUACUGGGGAACCAGUGAAUGGAGUGCCUUUGAGAUUGAACAUGCCCAGCAUGUCGCUACUAGACUGGGUUUGAUUGGUCCCAUUGCUGAGCAGUGUCAGCACUCGAUGAUGGUGCGUGACCGUCCCGAGGCUGAGUAUGCACCGCUGUACAAGCUUUACAAGUACGGUACAACUGUCUGGUCGCCUUUGUUCCAGGGGAUCCUGACUGGCAAGUACAAUGACGGCAUCCCGGCUGACUCUCGCUAUGGCAAGAUUUCGAAAUCCUCAGCAGACAAGUUUGAAAAGGAAGAGACAAAGGCACAGAUUGAAAAGGUGCGCAAAUUGACCCCAAUCGCAGAGAAGCUUGGUGGAACUAUGGGCAACUUGGCACUUGCCUGGCUCAUCAAGAAUCCAAACAUGUCUACUGCUAUUUUGGGUGCUACCAAGCCAGAGCAAAUCACUGAGAAUGUUAAGGCAUUGGAGAUGCUGCCAAAGUUGACCCAAGAGAUCAUGGAUGAGGUGGAAGCCAUUUUGGAUAACGCUCCCAAGAUGCCAUCUACGAUGCCUGCCUCGCGUGACAAGAUGACGAUGAACGAGACACUGGAGAAGCUUAAGCUUUAAAGUCAAAGUGGUUAGUAUUCCUGGCUAAAUAUAUUUCAGAUGGUUACUUGGUACAAUCGUGACGUCGUCG